This is a messenger RNA of Ruditapes philippinarum (Manila clam), 2028 nucleotides long. RefSeq lists its product as uncharacterized. The transcript is spliced from 8 exons. The record is from RefSeq and is a predicted model, not a curated record. Lineage: Eukaryota; Metazoa; Mollusca; Bivalvia; Venerida; Veneridae. Bases 835 to 1290 code for a protein of 151 amino acids.
GCUGAUUUAGAUAUCCAACAUAAUUUACCCGAACUUCCCACGGGGAAAGACAAAUAUUUUUUUCGUUUCUUACAGUAGUGAAGAUAGUGAUCGUGUUUGGUCGUAUGUGGAGGAUCUGAAAAUCGUUUCAAAUUACCAUGUGUAUAUGCGAAUCGGGACUUUCAGCCGGGGAAAAACACUCAAGAAUGUAUCAAAGAAGGAAUGGCGAGAUCUUUUAAAGUUCUUUUGUUCCUGACUCCAAAUUUUCAUCAAAGUGAUUGGUGUUAUCAUGAGAAAGAAUAUGCUUUCGCGUGCUCUGUUGAGAAAAGGACGAAUUUCAUAAUUCCUGUUAAACUUGAGGAAUGUGAAAUACCUUCGGCACUAAUGCCAUUGACCUAUGUUGAUGCGACGGACCCCAACAGUGAUGUUCCUGCGAAGAUAGCAUCGGCUUUGAUUGACACUGAGACAUAUGAGCCAGAGAGGCUAUUGCCGAAGGAGUUUACAAGUUCAAUCAAGAAAUAUGAAAACGGAUACAGCUUUAGUAUCUUUGGGGAUAGGAAGAAAACGUGCAUGCCUUGCAGACCUUCAAAGUACCAAUUCAACCCCACAUCAGAUCUGUUCAAGAGGUUAAAGACCGAUAAUAUCCAGAUACCACAAUCGCUUCUAAUACAGACAUUCAAUUUCAUCAACAAGUCUUCUGUCAUGUGGUCGUACGACUUCCGUAAAAAGUGUAACAUUUGUUGCUGGUGAAUCUUCACAAUUCCCGCAAUAUUUUUCACUGUGGCUUUUAUUUAUUGGACUGGCAAAAUAGCAACAGCCUCGAGGACACGCCUGUCUGUCGAGGAGUCAGAUUAUAUGACAUCUUUUCUGACAAUUGUAUCCAUGCUGUUGAUAGUUUUACCACUUGCAGUGCUUCCGAUAAUGUGCAUCAUUUCAUGUUGCUGCAGCAGAAAACAGCGGGAUUUAUCGUUACAGAGAAAGAUAUGGGACAAAUUUGGCAACCAGUUCAUUAAUAAUGGAGUCUUAUUGAUAUUUUCGGGAAGUAAAAACAAUCGUCCGAAGCUCAUUAUCAUGAGGUAUAAUGUCUUCAAAUGUAAGGAUUACCUCAAAUCAGUCAUCAUGGAGAAAUAUCCACAGGUUGGAGAGCCGUUAGCUGAGACUUACGCACUUUCAAGUAUCAAACGUUAUGUCCAGGAAAUCUUACCAGUUCUGGCCGAAGAUUUCGACAGUUUGGAAGAGGCACCUUACAACCGACAUAACGUUAAAAGAGGCAAAAUCUGUAUAUGUCAACAUCUUGAACUUGUGAUGUAAUUGUGUCACCAUUUGUAAUUUUAACCAUAUGCAUAUGGUCACAGAGUAAAGUCAAAGUUCUGAUUUGAAAUAUCAAUGUAUUUUAUUGUAUAUUUUAUUUAGUAAAAAAAAAAUAUUUAAGAGUUUCAAUUGUUUUGGUAACAAUCAUUAAUUUUAAAUUUCUUGUGCAUGUUUGACUAUCUGUAUCUUAGAUUACGGUUUAUUUUAAUGAACAAUGUCAUCUAUGCAGUUAGAAAAUAUUUAUUCUUUGCCUUUAUUUUAAAACGAAAAUCGUAUUUUUUUAUGAAUUUAAAUUUCAUAUCUUUUGACAUGAAUAACCAGCGUAAUUUAGGAAAUUCCUAUCCGUAGUUAUUUAUAUCACAUUUUGGAUUUUCCGUGCGAGCUUAAAAUAGAAUAUAUAUAUAUAUAUAUCGGCUAUUUUUAGCUGCACGCGCGAGUUUAUAUUUUUAGUAACAUAGUCUCUCCGCACCGAAGCGCGACGCCCCUGAUAGAAUAAAAAAGGGCAAUUGCAACUUCUCGGGCCUUUUAGUCGGUCAUAAUAGCCGAUCAUUCCGAUUGGUAUGAGGAUGUUUGUUUAUCAUGUACAAUAUCGAACUCUAUUCGCCGGUCUCCUUUCGGUAAUUCCCGGUCUCUCCCGGUCUAUUUUGACCGGGAUUACUAGAGAACGGCGAAUAGUAUCACACGUUUAUUAUCCGGUCGUUCAAGGUUUUGGAGUAGUUGUUUGAUAUCGUUACAUAU